Messenger RNA from Mus caroli (Ryukyu mouse), 3337 nucleotides. It is a transcript of the gene Man1c1, whose product is annotated as mannosidase alpha class 1C member 1. The record is from RefSeq and is a predicted model, not a curated record. Gene Ontology annotation, cellular component: Golgi membrane; extracellular exosome; endoplasmic reticulum. NCBI's taxonomy places the organism in Eukaryota, Metazoa, Chordata, Mammalia, Rodentia, Muridae. Gene Ontology annotation, biological process: carbohydrate metabolic process; mannose trimming involved in glycoprotein ERAD pathway. Gene Ontology annotation, molecular function: mannosyl-oligosaccharide 1,2-alpha-mannosidase activity; calcium ion binding.
GCAGCGGCGGCCCGUCUGGAGCUGCGGCGGGCGAGCCUGCGCGGCUAGCAGAGCCGCGGGGCCGGGAACAGGUGAUCGCAGCAGGAGACCCGCGCCCUCCCGAGUUGCGGCGCCGGAGCCAAGGCUUCCUGGCUCAGCGGCAGGCCCAGGGCUGACAGAGGCCAGCUGCAGGCUUCACACGCGCUUCCCGGGUAUCCCUCUCCCCCGCGCGAGCAUCUGAAGCCCCUGGGUCCCGCGCAGCCUCGGGAGCGGCAGCCGCGCGCGGCGGAGCAAAGUUGUGGAUGUGUCCCGACCGCCGGGCCCUGCGCCGUCACCACCGGCUGGGCUCGCGCUCUAGGAGCGGCGCUCACCCUGCAGCCCCGGGGGUUCCCUUUGCAAACUGCUCCAGAGGCUGAAACUUCGGGUGCCUGCGGGUCGGGGCCUGCGUCCUGCGCACCCUCCGCGAGGGCGUCGCGGACGGCAUGUGACCACUCCGGCGCGGGAAGGCGCGGGAGGGAGCGGGCUCCGUGGAUCAGGCGGAGGGAAGGUUGCGGCGCACGGCGGGCCCGGGCUCCAGCCGAGCAGCCCCCCUCGCCCGGGCCCCGCCGAGGCCGCCGCGCCCCCGCCCCCGCGCGGGAGGAUUCGCUCCAAACUCCCUGAACUUCGGGCGGGUCCCGAAGCGGCGGCCUCGAGGUGCGCAGCCUUGCUCGGGGACCCCAGCCACUUCACUCUUGCUCCCCACCCUUGAGGACUCCCGGGGCCCCGGGCGGAGCUGACAGCCCCGUGCUGCUGGCCGCGCCGCGAUGCUGGUGAGGAAAGUGCCGGGUUUCGUCCCGGCCUCGCCGUGGGGGCUGCGGCUGCCGCAGAAGUUCCUUUUCCUGCUUUUCCUCUCGGGCCUCGUCACCCUGUGCUUUGGCGCCCUGUUCCUGCUGCCCCAUUCCUCUCGCCUCAAGCGCCUCUUCUCGGCCUCGCGGACCCAACAGCCCGGCCUGGAGGUGAUGGCCGAAAUCGCCGGUCACCACUCGGUGUCAGAGCAGGAGCCGCCUCCCAACCCUGCCCCUGCGGCUCCGGCCCCGGGUGAGGACGAUCCCAGCCGCCUGGUCGGUGUCCUCCGUAGGAAAGGGUGGCUGCGGCGAACCCGCCCCACCGGGCCCCGGGAGGAAGGCAACAGGGUUGCAGCCCUCAGGCCGCAGGAAGAGAGCGUCCGGUUCACUUUCGACUACAAUGGUUUCCGCAGCCGCCUUCGACACCCGGUUUUGGGGACAAGGACUGAUGAGAGUAAGGAGUCCCAGAGUCUGGUGCGAGCUCAGCGAGAGAAAAUCAAAGAGAUGAUGCGGUUUUCCUGGCAGAAUUACCGCCGUUAUGCGAUGGGCAAGAAUGAGCUCCGGCCACUCACAAAGGACGGCUUCGAGGGCAGCAUGUUUGGCGGUCUCAGUGGGGCUACCAUCAUCGAUUCUCUUGACACCCUCUACCUCAUGGAGCUGAAAGAGGAGUUCCAAGAGGCCAAGGCCUGGGUGCAAGACAGCUUCCACCUGAACGUGAGUGGGGAAGCAUCUUUGUUUGAAGUGAACAUCCGGUAUAUCGGAGGACUGCUCUCGGCCUUCUACCUGACUGGAGAUGAGGUGUUCCGAGUGAAGGCCAUCAAGCUGGGUGAGAAACUGCUGCCUGCCUUCAACACACCCACGGGCAUCCCCAAGGGCGUGGUCAACUUCAAAAGCGGUAGCUGGGGCUGGGCCACGGCAGGCAGCAGCAGCAUCCUGGCAGAGUUUGGGUCCCUGCACUUGGAGUUCCUGCAUCUCACUGAACUCUCUGGCAAUCCAGUCUUUGCAGAAAAGGUCAGACAUAUCCGCAAGGUCCUCAGGGAGAUUGACAAACCCUUCGGUCUCUACCCCAACUUCCUCAGCCCCACGAGUGGAAACUGGGUGCAGCAUCAUGUCUCAGUCGGAGGACUUGGGGACAGUUUUUAUGAAUAUUUGAUCAAGUCCUGGUUGAUGUCAGCCAAAACAGAUAUGGAGGCUAAAAAUAUGUACUACGAAGCCUUGGAGGCCAUAGAGACCUAUCUCGUGAAUGUCUCUCCCGGGGGCCUGACCUACAUUGCUGAGUGGCGUGGAGGAAUUCUGGACCACAAGAUGGGACACCUUGCCUGCUUCUCAGGAGGCAUGAUCGCCCUUGGUGCAGAUGAUGCCAAGGAAGAUAAAAGAGCCUACUACCGAGAGCUUGCAGCCCAGAUCACCAGGACGUGCCAUGAGUCCUAUGCCCGCUCAGACACCAAGCUGGGGCCUGAGGCCUUCUGGUUCAACUCUGGCCGAGAGGCGGUGGCCACGCAGCUGAGCGAGAGCUACUACAUCCUGCGACCCGAGGUGGUAGAGAGCUACAUGUACCUAUGGCGGCAGACACAUGACCCCAUCUACAGGGAAUGGGGCUGGGAGGUGGUCAUGGCCCUGGAGAAACACUGUCGGACGGAAGCCGGCUUCUCGGGGAUCCAGGACGUGUACAGCAGUAACCCCAACCACGACAACAGGCAACAGAGCUUCUUCCUGGCUGAGACGCUGAAAUACCUCUAUCUUCUGUUCUCUGAAGAUAACGUGCUGUCGCUGGAAGACUGGGUGUUCAACACCGAGGCUCAUCCGCUGCCCGUCAACCGCUCGGACAGCUCUAGCAUAGCUAGCCACCCUCACUGACCACUGUCGCCACGCCUGUGUCUCAGGGACGCCUCUACUUUCUUGGGAUCCGGGACCGUUCUCAGAGGCACUGGGGACGGAAGGCCCGCUGUGGGCAGACCCUGGACGGAUGUGUUGGACAGGCGACUUCUUUUCCUCUGUGAGGAGACAGGAGCUGGUGAUAUACCAGCGUGGGCCCCCGGGCUAUGGUCCCUGGUGCCUACAUGUUCCUUUCUAUGGGGGAAUUUCUGUGUCCCCACACUUGCUGUCCCUGGGCCAAAGGACUGGAGGUUUGCGUACCCAUCUUGUGUAUUUGAUUCUGUUUCCUUUUUGGUUUUGCUUGACUUUACUUUUUUUUUUCUUUCUCCCCGCUUGAGUUUUAUGACAAUUAUAAUUUUCAGAUUCAUGCACCUUCUAAAGCGGCGCCACCUAACUCAAGGAGACCUUUAGUGUUUGUACACACACACACACACACAAACACACACACACACACACACACACACACUCUUGACCCGUCUGCUUUUAAUGCCUAUCACCCGACAUUGAUUCUGUUCCACUUCUUGCCAUCUGCCCUGUCAUCAGAGGAGACAGUCCCCUUUGCUUUGGUCCCAAAUGUUACAAAUCACUAAUAAUGCUAUUUUCAUUACUGUAAUGGAGAAAUAUGUGAAGUAGAAUAAAGGAGUUUAUUGAAUAAGAAA